CCAGCUCCGCCCCAGCCGCGCGGGGCCGGCGCCUCGGAGGGAGGGAAGAUGGCGGCGGCGGGCGGGGGGGGUGCCGCGGUGUCGGUGCUGGCCCCCAGCGGGCGGCGGGUCACAGUACGGGUGGGGCCCGGCACGGUGCUGCUUCAGAUCCUCGAGGAGGUCUGUAGGAAGCAGGGCGGCAGCCCCGGCGAGUACGGCCUCAAGUUUCAGAGGAGCGUGUUGGAUCUCUCUUUACAGUGGAGAUUUGCCAGGCUGCCCAACAAUGCCAAGCUGGAGAUGGUGCCAGUCUCUCAUAGAGCGGGAAUUGGAAACAUGGUUCGGAUCGCAUUGCAGUUGGAUGAUGGCUCCCGUUUACAAGACACCUUUCGCUGUGAACAGACUCUGUGGGAACUUCUCAACCAUUUUGCAAAGAUUAGGGAGUUUAUGGAACAACAUGGUGAAUUCUCUCCAGUCUGUGUUUACAUGCGAGAUGAGAUCUCAGGAAAAAAUGCCCUAGAGAAGACAACGCUGAAGUCACUUGGCCUGACUGGAGGCAGCGCCAUCGUCAGAGUUGUCAUGAAGAAAUGCGGUUCAUCUGGUCAGGAGGAAGCUGUGGGUGCCACGGUGCAGUGUAAUGAGCUGACAGUGAGGCAAGACCCAAUUGAAGGAGCAGUGGAUGUUCCCCUACCUCAAGCAAACACAUUCCCAAAGGACUUGGACCACGGGGAUGUGGCCAUGUCUUUAAACAGCUGCACAGACAAGCAAGACUCAAUUAGAGAAUCUCAUGCCAGCUUGGAAGAGCUGUGGCCUUCCUCAGAGCCUGAGUUGACCCCAUUUGUCCCUUCUUUUGGAGAUGGACAACGUCUGGGGGACACUUCUGUGGCUGCACCAUUUCUUGGGUUAGAUAUGUCAUCUUCAAUGUUGCCAACAACAACUUCUAGCCCUGGAGGCCCUUCUAAGCCAAAGAAGUCUAAGAACAGCCAAGAACUGCAAAAGGAGCAAGAACAGCUUGUAGACCGAGAGCCACUUGUAUGUCACCUGGACCUUCUGGAACCACUUCCUGCUGGCCCAGAAGAGCUUCCUGAUGAGUUUUUUGAAGUCACAGUGGAUGAUGUGCGGAAACGCUUGGCACAGCUGCAGAGUGAGAGGAAACGCCUGGAAGAAGCUCCACUGAUGACAAAAUCCUUGAGGGAGGCUCAGCUGAAGGAAAAGUUAGAGCGUUACCCAAAGGUGGUGCUGAGAGUCCGUUUUCCAGACCGUUAUGUUCUACAGGGGUUCUUCCAUCCUAGUGAAACUGUUGGCAUUUUGAGAGCCUUUGUAAGAAGCCAUCUUGCAGAUGCAGAGUUGCCAUUUUACUUGUUUGUUGCACCUCCCAGAACCAUCUUGAACAAUGAAAGUUUGACGCUCUUGGAGGUUUGGAUAAGAAUCCUGUGCAGGUUAAGAACUGCAGAGUUCUAGAGACAUGGAUGUAUGCAUUAGAAAAGUACAAAUGAGGGAAUACCAGCUCACUUGGGAAUAUAGUUUCCAGGUAAUGGUCUGCCCAGUAUUUGAUCCUUGCAUCCUUAGCAGUGUUAGAGAAUACUAAAGGCUCCGGCUUUGGGUUUGUAUAUUUUCCUGGACUACAGCUAGCAAAGCCCUUCUCAUCUUUAUGCCAAAACAUUCCUUGGCCAGUGGGGUCAUUCCACUGGCUCAAAUACUUUUUUGUUACAACCCCCUCAGACAGCGUUAUGUCCUGUCAGGGCCUGGCUGAAUCCCAGGGAGAUCAGUGAGAUGUAGCUACCUGCCUUCUGUGCUGCACCCUCAGGAAGUGCUGGAAUGGGGAUGGUACCGGAGAAUCCUGCCCGAACGAAACUAGGUAAAGGGUCGGAUGAAUGAGCCAAUCGUCUGUCUAAAGCGAAGAACUUAUUGGAUGUAGAUUUGGCAAGAGGGGACUCUGUGCUGGCUGACCCCUAGGAAAGGAUAGGGAUGCAGGGAAAUGAGCCAUGGGAAGGAUUCUGUAUAGUUGGGAGCUGCUGUCAGGUUCCUUUAAGUUUCUUUCAAUUAAAAGAUUUUGAACUGAAACAUCUGGACUGAUGUGCUGCCAGCAGUGGAAAAUGGUUGUGGACAUGGAUCCUGAAACUUAGAACUAUGGUUAUUUGUGAACCUGUGAGUAAAUAGGGUAGAGGUUUAUAUUGGGGCACAUUCUGUGUGUUUGUGUGGUUGAGUGUGUCUGUCUAGCUCUUGGUCUGUGUUUCUCACUCUUUUUCUCUUUGCGCCUUACGCAGGCCCUGCCAUGAAUUUUCUCUGACCCCUUGGGGCCAUUCCUACAUGAAGCUUUGAUGUGUGUGCCCAGAGCUUGAUUGACAAGGAAGUUUUGGUGGCGGCAGCAAGAGAAAAGGGCAGGGCUUUGAACUAAAGGGCUUUGAGCUCUGAGAUGCUGUGCUUACUUAUCUCCUUCAGAAUGUUAAUUAUUUACCAAGAUAAUUGGUCAGGAGGGGAAAAAAAGAGAGGGGAGGUUAUUAAAAAAUUCCAACACUGACACACUACAAAACCCUCAUUUUCCAACUUGCAGCUGGCAUGAAAAGGAUGUUGUGUGUAAAAGGCUUGAGUGUAUGUGUGUGUGUGUGGGGGGAGCUUUUUAAGGCACCCAUUUCCUAAAUAGAGGGAUCCCUUCAGACAAAUGCAGCGGAAACAUCAAAGCUCUUGCAAGAGUUUUCUCUGGGGUUUCUAAACCGUGUCUGGUACUUUUUAAUUAAAAAAGUUUAUGGCGAGCCGUCUCUGUGGCUGGAGCAGCACCCCCGGCCCUGCCGGCUGAGGAGGGAAAUGGUAAAAGACCUAAUAAAUAAUGAUUUCUGCUAAGAUGGCAGUUCAAGGAUGUGGAGAUGCCUGACUGCUGUAGCAGGAGCUGAGACUUGGAGUAGUCUCCUGCUUCAGUUUAAUAUGAUGUAGGCUAUGCUGUAUGUGGAAGUCUACAGCCUUUGGUUAAUGUCAGAGUUGUAAUACCAUGUACUCAUUUGAAGGUUGUAGUCAGGAAGAGAGGUGACAAUGUUUCAUUUUGCCUCUGGUUAACACAGUUUUUUAGUCUAAGUAUUAGGUAUCAAUCCACAGAUGAAUGCACAGAACCUUUGAGUUCUGGUAAUAGCUGCGCUGGAUCGGGUCCAAGGACCCUUAUUCCAGUAUCCUGACUGUGCUGAUGUCUCUGGCAACAGAGGCUCAAGAAAACUCAAGAGCAGGCAGCCUGUCCUGCACAAUUCCUACGUAUGCAUUAAUGAUAUGAAGAGGGGCAGUUGCUUGCUUUUAUCUAUUUCUUUAUUUUUUGGAUCAAGGUGAGAAAUACAGUGUUAUUGUUUUUCUGUGUGUUGAACAUAAUUCAAAUUUUGUACUGAAUUAUUCAGUAUAUAUUUAUGCAGAGGUAAUUGAGUAAAGCUACUGAGCCAUGAUGUAAGGGACUGAGUGUGGAAAGCAAUGAACGUGCAGUCCUGCAGUUAUCUGGGUCACUCGAUGAGCUCAGUGGAUGAAAAAAAUGUUUGAAUAUGGCAGAGUUAUUCUGACAAGUAGGAACUUGGAAUUCAGGCUGGAUUUAUAGAAGGGUAGACUGUAGCCUGGGAAGCUGUGAAAACUAGACAAAUUCCAAUUAGAGACAGGGUGUAAAUGUAAUCGUAUCAUCUAGAGUAGGUUUCUGAGGGCAUAGCUUGAUUUUCCUUCUCUUACUAUCAGUCACUCAGGUCUUGAAAGAUUCUUAAUCAUAUUCACGUUGUCUGCUCAGCAGUGGAGAAUGUGGGUGAAAUAUAAUGGCCUGAGAUAUGGGGACAGAGGAGGACAAAUGGCAGGUCAUCAGUCCCAUGAGCACAUACUGUACACCUGUGUGUAGAAGAAUAGAUCAUGUCUUAUGAUCUCUCCCUGAACACCUUGUGCUCUACACACGUUGAGCCUUUUCCAAAUUAUAGAUGGCUCAGUGCCCUCAGCUUGAACUCUGAAUUUGUCUGUAGCUGUCUAACCUGUCUCUAACGUUCACAGUGACCUGUGAAAGCAUGUACAGUCAGUGACCUCUUCCCUUUUUG
Messenger RNA from Pezoporus occidentalis (night parrot), 4019 nucleotides. It is a transcript of the gene ASPSCR1, whose product is annotated as ASPSCR1 tether for SLC2A4, UBX domain containing. Gene Ontology annotation, molecular function: protein binding. Gene Ontology annotation, biological process: intracellular protein transport; glucose homeostasis. The transcript has 13 exons. NCBI's taxonomy places the organism in Eukaryota, Metazoa, Chordata, Aves, Psittaciformes, Psittacidae. Gene Ontology annotation, cellular component: nucleus; vesicle membrane; cytoplasm. Bases 49 to 1437 code for a protein of 462 amino acids. The record is from RefSeq and is a predicted model, not a curated record.